Molecule: messenger RNA, 4227 nt
Organism: Mizuhopecten yessoensis (Yesso scallop)
Lineage: Eukaryota; Metazoa; Mollusca; Bivalvia; Pectinida; Pectinidae
Product: coiled-coil domain-containing protein 15-like
Exons: 11
Coding region: 26-1453 (475 amino acids)
Cellular component (GO): centrosome
Source: RefSeq, a predicted model, not a curated record
UAAUGACGCAGAUCGUUGUUUGAAAAUGGCGUCCAAAACAAGGCCAGCGAGUGAAAAUUAUCUAAGAAAGAUAUCCAAACCAGUUAUAAGCACAGAUGUUAUGGGUAACAGAAAUGUUGAAAUCAGAGCCGUUGGUGCAUGGGUUCAGCCAUCCAUUUCUGUACACUCAGAAGGCGUAACUGCAGCACAAGAGGAAGAUGCAAGGAUUAAAAGAAUGCAACAAGAAAAGGAAGCAAGAUUGCAAAAAUUUAAAGAUGAUGUUAAACACAGAGUGAGAUUAAUGGAGAGAGCAAGAAAACAACAAGAAACUGAAAAGAGUUACAGAGCUGUUGAGCAUGAGCGAAAAGUUGUCCGACAGAGUGCCUUUUCAAAGGAAAACACGCUUCCAAGGAAAGAUAACUGUAUUGUACAGAGGAACCAUGCCCUGACCAUCAAGCAACGUAACACAUCAUCAUCUUUUGCUGAGGACCAUAGGGAUGCUACAAACAAAGCUUUUCAAGAUCAGACAAACCAGAUACACAAAUUCACAUCGCAGGCUCGUAAGAAACUCAGUUCUAAACAGGUGAUCACAGAAGAUUUCAUACCAGAUGAUUUGCCAGGUGGUGUCUGGAAAGUGUCUAGGACAAGAGAUCAUCCAUCCUCGCGACACACCAUGGAACCUACCGUCAUUGAACUGAAUGAUGAAGAUGAGGAGGAGGAGGAUGACAUAUGGCAGUCUCAAACAGAUCAGCCAAAAAUUGUCAUCCCUACAGGAAGUCAAGAUGUUGACGACAACCUCGAAAACAUGAAACAAAUGAAAAUGGUACACUUUGAUUUGGAACCAAGCAAAGAUGAAUCAAGGAAGGAGAGAAUAGCAAGGAAAACAAUCACAACGAUAAGUGGUACCCAGAUCAACAGAUCAGUCCCACAUGUGCCAAACAUUUAUAUGGGGGUGCAGUCAGAAGAGGAGAAGCAACGCCUUAAGAGUCAGCAGGCAACCUAUAGACGUUUGUUCAUGGAUAUUGAGAGAGAACAAGUGAAAGAGAAUCUAAAACGCAAGGAGCAUAGGAAACGUAUACAGAGGUUGAAGAAGGAAAAAGAAGAGGAGAGAAGAGAAGAAGAGGAGAAGUCACGUCGUUUUGUUGAGCCCCGGGACCCCGUCACGGGAGAAACUUCCCUCCAGACUUUGACACGUGAAAUUGAAGAGCAGGAGCAGGUGAAAGAAACGCUACGUCGGAACCAACUUAGACUCAAGAAGCUCAGGGAAAUGGAAAGGUUUGUUGAAGCACUCAGGGCACAGCUCAGGGAAAAGAUUGAACUGAAGGGGAUACAGUUACCUCCCCUUUGUUGCUGUGGCAUCUCUGUGUGGGACACCAACCCAGAAACUUGUGCUAACAACUGUGUAUUCUAUAAAAACCCUAGAGGUUUUGCCAAAGCGCUGCAGUCAUUGCUGAUUUCUUGUGAUGUGUCCUGAUAAGGAAAGAUGGACCUGCUCAGUCAUCAGUAUUUAAAAAUUCACCACACAUUAGUGAAUAGCAUUAAAAUGGAAGAAUUAACCUUUUGGACUCAAUGAAUUGAAGAGGAUGAUCUCUUCACUUUGGGAACUUGCUCUAAUUGGGCCAGCUGACUGUCAUAAAAAGUGGUCUGCUACCAUUGAUGUAGUUAGAUUGGUUGAUGUUCAUUCUAGAGUAAAAUGAACUAGACUCCAUAAAAAAAUUGCUAUGUUGCAAGUCCCUCCAUUGAUUUGAAAGUUUUUAUCCCUCCGCUCCCAAACAAAGACCAUGUUUUCAUGUUUUCUAACGAAAGGAAUACAUUGACAUAUCUGAAACAAGCACUGGAACAGUUUUAUGGAAAUGAUGGACAGAAGUCCAAAGUCAUUGCUGGAUGAUGACAAAAUUACGAAAACAUUACCCUAUAGAUUUUCUUAGUCUAAUAAAGGGUCUUUCUGAUAAGUAGAAAGAGGAAAUGUAUGGCUAUACUUAACAAAGCUUAUAUUUAUAGCAGUCUGUAGCUACAUAUAUGUGUUAAUGGAAAAGGGGAUCAACCAUAUUAUGAAAUGUUUGAUGCGAGAACUAUGUGGACUUUCAUUUUGAAGAUGAAGCUUUAUGUAUACAUGUACAUUGCUGUAGGAUCAUACUAAAAGGAUAUAAUGAAGGAUCCCUGUCCUGCUGCUGGCAAAAGUCUAGUGAAUUCCCCUGUAGUUUUUCCUACACACAGUGACCUCCCCUACAGUGACCUCCCCUACAGUGACCUCCCCUACAGUGACCUCCCCUACAGUGACCUCCCCUACAGUGAUCUCCCCUACAGUGACCUCCCCUACAGUGAACUCCCCUAAAGUGACCUCCUCUACAGUGACCUCCUCUACAGUGACCUCCCCUACAGUGACCUCCCCUACAGUGAUCUCCCCUACAGUGAUCUCCCCUACAGUGAUCUCCUCUACAGUGAUCUCCCCUACAGUGACCUCCCCUACAGUGACCUCCUCUACAGUGACCUCCCCUACAGUGACCUCCCCUACAGUGAUCUCCCCUACAGUGAUCUCCCCUACAGUGAUCUCCUCUACAGUGAUUUCCCCUACAGUGACCUCCCCUACAGUGACCUCCUCUACAGUGAUCUCCUCUACAGUGACCUCCCCUACAGUGACCUCCUCUACAGUGAUCUCCCCUACAGUGACCUCCCCUACAGUGAUCUCCUCUACAGUGAUCUCCCCUACAGUGAUCUCCUCUACAGUGAUUUCCCCUACAGUGACCUCCCCUACAGUGACCUCCUCUACAGUGACCUCCCCUACAGUGACCUCCCCUACAGUGACACUUCUGUUGACCGGGAAGCACAGUUGGUUAGAGCGAGAGUAGAGGUUCAGGGUUCGAAUCCUAGUCUGGCCCUUGUUAUACUUUUACAAUCGUAACAUAUUGGUUAAUUAUUUUUCUCUCGUCUUUUUGGUAUUUUUUAUAAGAGUCCCAGAAGGAAUGCUUUUGUUUUCAGGAAUGGUAUAACAGGAAUAGGCAUGCAGGAAAACUCUGUUUCCCACGAGUAGUUACAGGUUUUGGCAGUGGGACAGGGAUCCUUAAGUGCUCCAGAGAGCUUACACUUGCAUAGUAAAAAGUUAAUUUAUUUUUGUAGUUACUAUGCCAGUAUGAGCCACAUGUCAGUGGCUUCUGAUAACAAUGGUAGUGUGCAUGACUUAGAAGUAAAUAUUAUGACAUUCAUGACCUUUCAUUGUCAUAUGACUGAUAUCUGUUGUUGAUCUGGCAACUCGGCCAAACCCAGAGAAAAUCUCUGUUUGUAGUUGGGUUGAAUGAAGGGGCAUCCUCAAUACUACAGGGGUUAUGCUCACCUCUCUGCACCCCUGGAAUAUAUCAUAGCAAAAUUGAAAGUGCAUGUCUAGCUAUUUGAUGGGGCUCGGGUAAAAAAACAAUCUGUCCAAUUGUUAGGCCAAGACCUGUCCUUUGAAGAUAACAGAGGAGCUCCGUCCGACUUCAAUGCCUGUCAUUUUUACCAUUACGCUGUGGCAGGAUUCCUUUGAUGUGCAUCAAAGAAUCAAAAUAGUCUUCUUGUCUCAUCAUCAAAUGUCUCGCACAAGGAGUCUGACAUAUUCCAGGGGUGCAGAGAACAAAAGUGAACAUAACCCCACGAGUAUUGAGGAAGAUGAAUGGAGUGAGAAUGUUUGAUUGAAGCAGUGAGUUAUACUCAAGAGUGAGAAUAACAAAGUAAGGAGAUCAGAGCACUGACUGACAUAUGUGUCAGUACCAUCUGCAUGCCUCGUUUUGGUGAAUGGAUCUUUCUUUUGGUGUUCUUAUUUUUAUACUGAAAAAUGUUUUAAGCCAUCUUUGACAAAUAAGAUUUUACUGCUAAUAUUUUAACACCAGACAUUUACUGAAAUGUCUGUGGUUCAGUUAACCAAAGCAACAAGGCAUCAAAAUGGACAUGUGGAUACGUGUAUGGAGAUUGUUUAGUGGCGCCAAAAGGCACUUACUUUAAGACUGUAGCAUAUCUUAAAGUUUCUGACUAUAAGACUGCGUAGGGAUGUCUAAAGGUGUGCUUACGUAAAGGUCAUGCACUAAAGGGCACUCCAAUGUGGCAAGUGAGAGAGACACCUGCUUGGGGCUAAAUAUUAAAGGCCAGGAAUUAUUGUCGGAAUGAAUAAUAAGGAUAUGUAAUUGUAGGGAUUAUAUUGUUGUAUGCAAGUCAUGUUUUUGCAUUGUCAUUGAUCUAAAAUACAUCUCAUGCAUAAAUCAUUUUAUACUUCACUAA